AAAAAAAAAAAAAAAGAUAAAUCCUUAUAGUCAACAAAUUGCGCCCUUGAUUGGUCACUAUUUGACUAUUGACUUUGCUGUUGGGCUUUUUGCUUUGGUUUGCGGUGUAAGGCACUCAGAUCGAGGGUUCCAGAAUUUUAUUAUCUAUUUGUAUUCUUUUUUCUUUGUAAAAAUUUUAGUACGAAUUCUUUUGCUGGCAAGGGCUCAAAUUGUAAGACUCCAACCAGGGCAUUUCCGGCAGAACGGGUACAAAGACAAGGACAAAAUCGGCACAAAGUCCAUCUUAAAUACGUGGAGAUAGGGCAUCUUCCGUGUUGAUUCAAACAGCGAAGGAGCUAGUCGUCCCACAACCAGAAGAAGAAGAAGAAGAAGAAGAAGAAGAAGAAGAAGAAGAGUGAAAUAGUUGAAAGAGAGAAAGUGCGGAUAGGCGUUUUGAAGGUUCGACCAUUGGAUGGUCAUUAUUUAUGUGAAAAAGCCGACUUCUUUAUCUUCGAUGACUGAAUUAACAACAACAAAAGGAGGGGAGAAAUCGGAAUCGACGGAGGAGUUUUGACGGGAUUUGUUUUGAUGCGAUCGAUUUGUGAGAUUUAAACUGGAAAAAGAUUUCGACAAAUCAUCAAAUUUGGCGGAGCGAUUGUUAUUAUUAUUUUAUUUUUUUGACAAAAGAAACAGGUAUUGAAAAAAAAAAAAACUUAGAUUUUGAAUUUCUACGCUUUGUUUGUGGUAGUUUUCCCUUACUUCUAAAAAAAUUAAAGCUGUGGAGUCUCCAUUGGAUUCGGCCUUUGUCAGAUCUCAAAGAAUCUUAAUCAGAGGAAGAGCAGAUUUAGGGGUUAUUUUUUAUCGAGGAAUUCAUUGAAGAAAUUUGUUGAAGAGAAGAGGAUUUCUUGUUCCGAUUCCUCUAGAUCAACCUUAGACCUAGGCGUCAUUUAAUUGAUUAUCCUUCUUCGCUGCUGAGGACUUUUGUCCAUGAGGCUCUUGGCAUCGAUAGCCGCAGGAGCUUUUGUGGAAGGAGUUUUUAUUGCAUACAAAUAGGCGUCACCAUGGCUCUGGGCCAAUUAUAGGCUUCAAGAAUUAGGCUAUUUGUCUGUUUUAGUCUGACUUCAUGGAAAUCGACCUAGCUGCUUGGCAAAUCGAGACUUAGAGACUUUUCUGGGAUCUGUCUUGCUGUGGCGAUAGACUGAUUAGAUAGAAAUUUUUAGGGUGUUUAUUUUUUGUUAGAUAGACCGAUUGCUUGCCUAUGCGUUGUUGACGUGUUUAUGUUCUGAUGAAUUUGGAAUUUCAUGUUUAUAUGAUUUGGAUCUAUCGAUUUUGGGUUAUUUUUCUCUGAUUUAAGGAGCCUCAUGUGAAUUUUUGUGAAACUCAAAACUCCAUAGCUGCAGAAAAGAGGUGUAGAACUAUUGAAGGGCAGAAUAAUGUUUGCGCUUUGAAGAGACUAGGAGAUCUUUACUGAUAUUUUGGCAGUGGUCAAAUGGUUUGACAUGAGGCAGCUAGGCUGCCAUGUCUUUAUUGGCAUAGAGUGAAACAACUAUACUUCUAUUAUUACCAGAAGUAAUUUUGUGGAAAUAAUGCAUAGCAAAAAACACAGUUUGUUAAAAACUGUAGCUGUACUUGUUUUGAUGAUGAAACUUUUACAAUAUAUAUUUUGUUUUUUGCGAAGAACCCUGCUUCGAAGCAUUUGGAACAAAUUUAAUCCAAUGUUACAUUCUCAAUUGAGGGAAGUUUUCCUGGACAUCAAAACUUGUCAGCAUGAUCUGCCUCAAGGCAGGAUAGCCACAUAAGGUGUUGAAUACUUGAGUUUUAUAGCUACCUGGAUAUAGCUACCUGAUCUGUUAAAUAUCUGACAAGAUUGGAGGAACCCAAUUAACUAACGGUGUUUGUGCUUGCACCAGGAGUUUCUCUUCGGCUCUGGUGUCAAGUAGUGAGCAAGAAGCCAAGGGAUCCUGCAAGACUUGUCGUGGUAGACCAUUAGUUGAUAUAGGAUCUGUUUCUACAGGCAUAAUGAGCACAGUAGGUCUGGAACUCACAAGUUUUAUAAACCCUGACUUGACUUGGAAGACAGUGACAAAGGGGAAUAGGAGUGGAACGAGACGUACAAGGAAACCAGGUACUAAAAGCUUGGUGGGAAUGGGUCUAGCUGAAAAAAAUGGCAGAACAGUGGAGGAUGUUACGGUUUCUGAGUCAGAGAAGCUUGGUGUAGAUGUUCUGGGAAGACGCUUUAGCGAAAAAGUAGAGCAUGUUCCAAUAAAGAAAAGGAGAUUUGUUUUCCGAUCUCCAUCACCACCACCCCCACCGACCCCUUCUCAGCACCUUGAAGUCUCUGGACAACAUGUAGAUUUUCAACCUGCUCCGGGUCAAAGUACUGGUUCAAAUUCAGCUCAGAGGCAACGGCUCAUGAAAUCUGAUUGUUUUACCAAGUCAACUGUUCAUAGUAUUAAUGAUGAGAAGUUUUCAGAGGUAAAAAAUGAUGUUGAGGAUUUCUCAGGGAUUGAAAUACUUGCAGCUGCUGCUUGCAUUGAUGGAAUCGGUGAUGAUGUUACUGAAAAAAAUGAGGAAAAUCCCUUAGUAGAAGAAUCAACAAAAGAGAGAGUUGAGUCUUCGGCUUCUGCAAUGCCUUUGGAAGAAACUAUUACAUCAUUGGAGACAGCUUGUUGCUCCCCAAAAUAUUCAGUAAGUGAAGGUAAAACUGAUGGUUCAUCUUUCCAGGUUGAUUCCUUUGCUGUUUUGAAUGAAUCUCAUGGUGAUAAGGAUAAUACAACAACAGAAAGGUCCAUCCCCUUGCCAGAUGAUAGGUUACUCUGGGAUUUAAAUCUUUCAAUGGAUGCUUGGCCCUGUGAUGGUGGAAAUGUUGAUUCUCAAAAGGAUGCUGUGGAUAAUAUUUCUGUGACAGGUGAAGUGCUGCAGACUAAGCCUUCUGAUGGUGGGAAUGUUGAUUCUCAAAAGGAUGCUGUGUAUAAUAUUUCUGUGACAAGUGAAGAGCUGCAGACUAUUUAUGUGACAAGUGAAGAGCUGCAGACUAAGGAACCUCAAGAUAGCAAAAAUGAUACUAUGAACAAAGUAGUUUCACCUGAUGUUGAUGCGGUUAACAAGAUGACUUCAGGCUUGAAAAACAUAUCUGUUGGGACUGAUGAUUUGAGUAGAGAGAAACAGGUAUCUGAAGGAUGCUCUAGCUCCGGCGAGAACAAAACUGAACAUGUUCCAGUGCUAGUGGUUGAUGCUGAGAAUUCCUUGAUGUCCACUGCUCUUAACACAAAUGCUUCCAUUGAGGCAGUAAACAUGGAUCAAUGCCUUAGUCAUCCUCCUUUUCCUGGAUCAGAGAAGAGUACUUGGGUGUCUGAGGAAGAUCGAGAAACAUCAUUGUCAACUCAUGAUAUUAAGCUGAGCACAGUAGGGUGUAUUUCUGAGGCAGAGGCGGGCAAAACUGUUUGUGUAGAAAGUCUUAAGGUGGAAGAGUCUGAUGAUGCUUCUCCCUGUGUACCAGUUUUAGGCACAGUUGCUAAUGACAUUCAGAACACCAGUGCUAGCAAAAAUGAGAAGGAUUGUGAUAGAGAUUCUGAGUUGGAUGAUGUCAAAAUUUUUUCUCAGGACCUGGACAAUCCUCAACCUCGAGAAUCCUGUGAUGUUGAGCAUGGAAAUGGGGCAGAGGAGAUGGACAUUUGCCAUUUUUCACCAAAGUCUGAAGAUAUGUCCAUAUCAGAUGAUUAUGUAAUGGAGGCUACGGAACGAACUGAUGGUGCUUCAUCAGCUUAUAUUGCUCAAGUUGAUUCUGUUGUUCAUGUAGGGUCUGAGUUACUGUCAGAAAAGUCUUCCAGAAAUGCCAUAGCUACAUCAGGAGCUGGCGAGCUUUUCACUCAUGAGGCAUGUAGAAUCAAUUUUAAUGGUCCUACAAUCUACUUGGAUAAGGCCAACCUGAAUGAUCCUCCUAAAGAAAGCCACGACUUAGCUGCUUCUGAAGAUAAGGCAUUGAAUGUUGGCAUGGGAAACCACUCAGAACUUCAGGCUGGUUAUGAUUCACAAUUCGAGGAUGGGGAAUUCAGGGAAUCAGAUGUUCAAUGUUGGGAGGAAGCUGAACAGGUGGACUAUGACACUGAAUUUGAGGAAGAAAGAUCGUUUGGCUUGGAAGCUGAUAGUGGUGAUCAGAAAUUAAAGAUAGAAAUAGGAUCAAGUCCGGAUGUAUCUGGAAAUUUUAAAUCUUGCGAAACUAGAGAGGUUUUGAGGGAAAAUUCAGUGAGCUUAAAGGUGAGAACUGUGGAAAUGCCUGAUGCUGAAACAAAGAAAAAUGAUUGCUUGGAUGGGUCUAAUGUCGAAGAUUACAAUCGUAGAGUAGAUUUAUCUAAGGUAUCUAAAAGGGAAUUGCAUUCACGUGUUGAAGGAUCGUUAUCAUCUGAUCCUAUUCAGAGAAGCAGGUCCGACAAUUUUGAUGGUUCAUAUCCUCAAGCUGAAAGGGAGGCUGGCUCUGACAAAUUCAUGGGGAGGGAUAGAUCUGCUUCACAUUUGCGUGGCAGAAGCCCAGGGGGUGGUUACUUUUUCAAUCCUUCAGCUAAUUAUUGGGAUUCUAAACGGCAGCAUGCGCCUAUUUAUCAUGGCUCUUAUAAUUUUGGGCGCCCGAGACCAAAAAGUGUAGUUGAGAGCCGUGGAUAUUCUGUGGCCACAGACCAAGCACCUUUGGAAGCUGCUGGUGUUGCAAGACCUGACAACCGCAUUAACAGGCAAUUUAUGGGCCCCUCCAAUGGUGCAUACAGAACUCUCCUUAGAAGGAGAUCACCAGCUGAAAGAGAUGAUUCUUUUGAUGUGCGUACAAGAAUGCCAACCAUAAGAGAUAACAGUCCUGAUCGGACGAGGCUUAGAAGAUAUCCACAAGGGGUUAAUAGGGGCAUCAGAGUUGAAUCUCUCAGGCAUAUUCCUGAUGAUGGCACAGGAUAUUUUAGUCGCAUGCCACAUUGUUUAGGCAGGAGAGAAAGAAGCAUUUCCCCUCAUGGUGGAAGACCGCAUUAUACUUACAAGAGAACUCGGUCAAGAUCAAGGAGCCGCUCGCCCAUUGGUUUGUUAUUACAGAGGGAUCGAAAUGAGGGUUCAAGACGUCGUAGCAGGUCACCAGAUUUUAGGUCUGAUGCUAGGAUAGAUAGGGUGAGGUUGCCAUUUACAAAGCGCUUUACUGUGGAUUAUGGAGAGGAUUUCAUAUCCCCAUCUAGAAGUCGCAUCUCACCGCAGCGAAGUUCCAGGAUGCUUGAGGAUCGAAAUUCUGGUUUAGACUAUUUUAGGGGGCGGAAAUCAUCUGUGAGGAUGUUUCGGCAGGGCCAAAGAUUUGAUCAAGUGCACCCCAUUCGAAAAUUAAGUUCAGAUGAUUAUACGAGACCCAUGAUUCGACCCAGAAGAUUUCCAGAUAUGACUGUUGGUGGUAAAGGUUGUAAAUAUGAAGGCAGUGAUGAUGAUAAAAAUGGCAGCAGAUAUGAGAUGAUUCAUCGAGUGAGGCGAUAUGAUACAGAUGGUGCAGUUCGUCGCAUUCGGUAUAAUGCAGAAGAUUCAUAUGUGGCUAAUAACUCUUUAACCAUGACUAGUGCAGUUUGGGGUCUCAUAUAGGAGGCCUGAUGAUGCACCCAGGACAGAUAGUGAAGAUAGGACUUUUAAGAUGCAACCCCGAGAGGAUUUGGUUGGAAAGGGAGAUGCGUAGCUUUGAACAGGUAUAUGUCUUUCUCCUUACCUAGUCUUGGGCUGUGUUUUGUGGUUGGUGGGAGAUCCUUUUUUCAGCUUUUUUAUCAUUUCCAUUUAUUGGGCAGGAUCCUUCUAAAUUCUGCCUGAUUUUUUGGUUGGUAGCCUCCCUUGGCAAAGAAAUCUUUUUUCUCCUCUUAGGUUUGGUGUUCAUUUUUUUUCCUCCUUAUUUUCUACAGUUCCCUCUUUACUAUGGUCGCUCUCCUCAUGCCUAGAAGGUUGUCGCUGCCUCUAUGUAUGAGGCAAUUAAGGUAUAACGGUUGAGUAGAAAUUAAUUAAGGGUUUUUUUUUUUUUCAAUGCAUCAAUUUAAUUUGGCUUUUUCUCAUUAGUAUUAUCGUUUCAUCUUCUCUGCGUCAUGGCUAUAAAAGAUAAGUAAUGGUUUAAGAGCUCAUUUAUGUUGCCCAAUGCUAAUUGGUGAAGUUGAAAGAAUAAUUUCAACAGGAUGAUCUUAACAAGCGGGCAUUUAAAAUACAAUAAAAGUGUGCAGUUAUCUCACUACUAUAUUUACAUAUUCACCUACAAAUAAAUUCUCACUUAUAAACCUCAUCUCAUCGAUAUCUACUCGGCUAUUGCUUUAUUGACUCCGGAAAUUAAUAAGCAAAUAACUUUGGUUGUAAAAUUUGCAUGGCUCCUUCACUCUUAUGUAUCCUUAUCAGAAGGUGAUCAUGCCGCUGCAGAAACAUUUCACAUAGAGAACAAAUGGCUCUAGCCAUUAAAUCCAAAUCACUUGAAGAAUUGAAAUUCUUUGUUUAUGUUUUUUGGGUCGUUUUCAAUUUAACAGGGUUCUUUCUAGGGCUUUAAAAACUGGCAAUAAGAAACUCUAGUGGAGAGUUAAUAUGCGAAAUGUUAAAAUUCAAAUGUUAUUGGCUGAAAACAUACGUUCACAAUGGACCUAAAUCCUCUUAAUAUUACAGAUAUAGAUAGAGAAGAGUGAUUUACCCCGUGGGAUUGCAUUUGUGGUAAAUUGCUUAACUUUUUCCCUUUUUCUUAAAGGCUCGAUGCAAAAAGCACAUAAAAAAAAAUGUAAAGGGACGAUUCCUCUACUUGCUCACCGGGUGCGACUCAAAAUGCAGUUUAUCUGCCAAACCAGAUGAACAUAUUGCGGUAACUUCUUGCCGCAUUUCCUGCGGCCCACUUUCAAUAACGGCAACUCUGGUUCCUUUGCUGCCACGAUAAAAGAAAAUUUGUUACGUAUAUAUAUUGGAUGUCAUAACGCAAAUUCGUUCAUUAUUGGUCGGGAAAUGAUUCGACAAAUUCCAUGGUUCUUUCUUUAACCAACAAGUUUCCUUGUCAGAUUAUAGAAAGAUCCCUGACGAAGAAUAACUUACUUUUCAAGUCUGGUCUUUCACCCCUAAUGGACCUUGGUGGCUUGGAGUAGAGACUGGUGCAGGACGCUUUCUAGUUAUCUGUCAGCAUUUUUAGACCAUGCCGGCUACAUCGUUGGCGGAG
Messenger RNA from Durio zibethinus, 7156 nucleotides. NCBI's taxonomy places the organism in Eukaryota, Viridiplantae, Streptophyta, Magnoliopsida, Malvales, Malvaceae. The record is from RefSeq and is a predicted model, not a curated record.